AUGAAAUCUUAUUAGAUUGUUUAAUCGAUAUUUGUUUAGAAGAAAAAUGAUGUUAUCAACAAUUAGAUCUCAUUUGAUUUAGUUGAUUAUAGUCAGUUUGUCAAUUGAUUGACGAACUUAUUGAUAUGCCUUUAACUGCUCGUCGACGAUUGAAACGUAAAAAUGGAUCAAUUUCCCCUGAAGAAUAUAAAUUCCUUUAUUCAAAUGGAACAAUUAAUUUCUCACCAAGUGACCUUCCAUGGUAUUGUCAGGGUGUAACGAAGGCCAGUGCGAAUUAUGCGUCAACUUAUUUGUCGUCGAAAGUAUUAGGAGUUAAUGGUAAUAUUAACCCUCAUCGUCCAUCAACCGGAAUUGCAUUUGGCGAUGUUUUCCCUCCGGCAAACACUUUGCCCUUUCAUCAACCUUCACAUAAAAGUCCACGAAUACCAAAUCUAAAUCAACAUUUAUCUCAUCUUCGUUUACCAAGACUCUCACAAACAGGACUGACCUCGCCUUCAGCAGCUCCGGUCAUCAUAUAUCGUGACCCUGGUCUCUGUCGUCCAAACGAUUUGACUAUUCUCUUUUCUGAUUCCUCUGUCCCCGGAUUGAGAGAGAUUUGUCAUUCAGAUUCAUUUCUACGUAAAAUUGUUUGGUUCAUUGUCUUUACUUUGCUCGGGUUUCUCGCUUUGCGUGAUAUUCAUCAACUUUUAUCCGAGUUCUACAACUACCCUGUAACCGUCGAUGUCCGAUUGAGAGAGUCCCGUAAACUACCAUUUCCCGCAGUGACAGUUUGUAACCUGAACAUCGUUCGUUCAGUGCUCUUUGUAACAGCACCUUCCUUGCCAGGAGCAACUACACUUUGCCUCCUGAACUGAAGGAAAAACUUUGUGGUACAGUUGCAACAACUCUCAACAUAACUUCAGUUGAAGAUAUAAAUGAUAUUGGUGAUAAAAAAGGCGAAGAUGAAGCUGUUGGUGUUUCUGCGACUCUCGCUGACAGACUGAGUCCCACUUCUCCAUCACCGACGACAGAGAAAGGAGGUGGAAAUUCCGGAAGUGGUAAUAGUGUAGGAAGUGGUGCAGGGACAAGCGGGGAAUUGGGAGUGCAAGUUCAGCCUCAAUUGGAGGCGGUGGUGGAUCUGCAGGGGGAGAAACUAGUGGAGGUAAUUUGGCAUCACCAUCGAGUCGGAGUAAAAGACAAACUUGGAGAAAUCGUGGUGGCACUGGCGGAGGUGGAACGGGUAAUAGUGGAAGCGGUGGUGGAAGUAACAACAAGGGACCUCCGGCUAUUAAUCUAACAGCCAAUCGACCUCAAAUUCCUCCAGGGCAGCGAACCACAACUCCAGCCUAUGAUCAGAACGUUUCACAAGAUGAAAUUGAGUUGACUGAACGAGAGGAAAAAGAGCUACAAGAAAAUCUAACCACUUGGUUGGCAGUUAUGGCGAAUAAGGAUAAACACUUAACUUAUCAACUCGGUCAUCAAUUCGAACAGUUGAUUCAAAGGUGUACAAUUAAAUCGACUAAUUGCACACACAUAAAGAGCUUCGAUUUCUCGUUUACACCAACUGAAGGUAAUUGUUUCACUUAUCGAUCUAAGACUCUGGAAGGUAAAAGACACAAACAAGUAAAACAAGAGGAAACGAGUCUUGCUGGAGUUGAUCAUGGUUUAGAAUUGGUUCUGAAUUUGGAAGUCGCUGAAUAUCUUCCUGGAACUGCUCAGGUCGGUGCUUUGGUUAUGGUCCAUUCGCCGGAUGAGUUUGGCAUCUCUGCAAGCGAAGCCAUUUUCGUGGGCCCAGAAAGAGCGAGUUACAUCGGGUUGAAGAUGAUUCGAAUAACCAGAUUACCUUCACCUUAUCCUGAACAUUGUAUCGAUCACUGGCCUGAAGGAUUAACUGGAUCUCUUACUCGUAACUCGACUUAUUCCCAACAGAGUUGCCUCAAAAUUUGUCUCCAACGUACAAUCCAAAUGAGAUGUCGAUGCCAAUCAGCUUUUCUUAAUCAAUUUGAACUAAAUGAUACCAAUCUAAGGAUUUGUGACACCAGAAGGAAAAAUACACGUAAAUGUGUCGAGGAAGUGAUGUUAAGACCUGAAAGCAAAAUUGAUAAUUGUAUGUGUCCACCUCGAUGUCAAGUAACUCAAUAUGAGAAAACGGUAUCCCUUGCUAAAUGGCCCACACGAGAGGAUCGAGUAUCAUUUGAUCGAGGAGAUAAAACUCUUGAUUUUAAGAAUCUAGCGAAAGUUGUUGUUUAUUUCCAAACAAUGACAAUGCAGGAAGUGUCACAACAAGGAGCUUGGACAACAGCGAAAUUGUUGAGUAGCCUCGGGGGCUUCAUGGGAAUGUAUGUUGGCUUCUCGUUCUUAUCAUUGUUCGAAGUGUUUGAAGUGAUCGCUCGACGUAUUUGGUAUUCGUGCACAAGGAAGAAGAUGCGAUUCAAGACAAUCGUCCAAACAAUUAUAGCGACACUUCAGUACAAAAAGAAACAAGACUCGAAAAAAUUACAAGAUCAAAUUAACCCUUUCUGAUGAUUUCCUCGAGAUUUAAUCAUCAUUCAUCGAUAGUUAGAAUUAGCAGUCGAAAAGAACUAAACGAAUCUCAAUUAACUUUCUUUUUAUUCUUUUAAUUACUUUAAACAGUAUUUGAGAUGAAUUUACUUUUCGAUUUUCCAAUUGUUCGAAAACAUUAAAGUUUCCAACAGUACCAUGAGUUAAAAGACUAUACGAGUUAUCCACUGAUUUACUUAAAGGGAAAUAUAAUUGG
Messenger RNA from Panonychus citri (citrus red mite), 2737 nucleotides. RefSeq names its product degenerin-like protein unc-105. Bases 1417 to 2502 code for a protein of 361 amino acids. Gene Ontology annotation, biological process: sodium ion transmembrane transport. Lineage: Eukaryota; Metazoa; Arthropoda; Arachnida; Trombidiformes; Tetranychidae. Gene Ontology annotation, cellular component: membrane. Gene Ontology annotation, molecular function: ligand-gated sodium channel activity. The transcript is spliced from 9 exons. The record is from RefSeq and is a predicted model, not a curated record.